CUCUCUUUAAAGGAAGGGAAGAACUUGGUUGGAGGGAAGCUGGGUCCCGGAAGGAUAUGGCUUCCAGUUCUCUGACAACACUUAAACACGAUUUGACAUGAAAUAAAUUUGGAAUAUUUUACGAAAAUGCCACCGAUAGAGUGGCUCCAGUUGCCACAAGAAGUCCUUCUACACAUCUUUACAUUCCUAUCUCCGACUGAGAAGGCAAAUGUGCGUGCAACGUGUACUUACUUGCGGACGCUGGUGGACCAUCCAUCUUUAUGGAAAAACAGUAUAAUAGUUUUCAAAAGUAUAGGAAUUUAUAAUGCAAGAUUCUGGGACACUCUUCAGAACCGUAAGAUCUGUUCAGUUGAAGUGAGCAAGGUGACCCUAAAACAAUUUAAAAAGAUGUCCAGUUCACUCCCAGAUAUUACCAAUGUUCGAAUGGACUCCUGUUUGAAGGGGGAGAUCCUGCAAGGACUGCAACCACUUUUAAAUCUCAAGCAGUUACAAUUGUCUGACUGCUCCAAUGUGACAGACCAUGAUCUAUUUACAGAAAUUGUUUUUUUCCAACUUCUUACACAUUUGUCAUUAUGCAGAGUGACUUUUUCAAGUGUUCUUCCACUAACCAGCAUUGUUUUACUGCAAAACUUGUAUUCCUUGUCACUCCAUUCAAAAGAAGGCAUUGUACCUGAAAGGGCUUUACAAUAUAUUUUGUUUCGAUUACCAAAACUCAGAGAGCUAUCGCUUGCUAUUGGAAAUAUGAAUAAAUGGAAGCUUUCUUUGUGCUUCAACAUGCCUGAUAACUUUGUUUCUGCUUUUGAAGAUAAACCCUGUAUUCCAAGGCUUCAACUCCACAAGCUUGAGCUGAUUAAUUGUGGCUGUGCGGGCCUCUCAACCAACGCUCUCAACCAGUUAUCUACACUCAAAAGUGUGUGUUUGAGGCACUUCAAAUAUCUGCAGCACGAAGACUUCAUAGAAACCAUACUCUUGAAGUUACCAAACCUAACAGAGCUGAAACUUGAAUGGGCUGCACCCUUUGAACCUUUAAUGUGCCCAAUAUCAUCUAAACUAGAAAACCUCAGUGUUGUGGGCACGCAAAUCUCCAAUGCUGCUCUAGCGUGGUUCUCAAAAAGUGCCAGUGGACUAAAGUGUUUGAAUUUAAAUUUUUCGUAUGGAUAUGAUGAAGAUGUUGUGAAAAAGUUCCCUUGUUUGUUUCCACAGCUGCAAAAACUCUACCUCAGUAAUACCAGGUUAACUGAAGAAUCCUUGCUUGUGUUGGCCAACCUUUACUCUCUGCAAGUGCUUGACAUCUCAAACAACCUGCAUCUGACACCAGAAGCUAUCCUCGCCUUCAGGAAAAUAACCUCUAACAGAAUUGGCUUAAUUCUUGAGAGACCAAUUGAAAGUGUAAAGUACUGCUGUUGGUGAAAUGGGCGGAGUCGAAUAUGGGAUUUGCUUUAUUUCUUCAUCCACUCUACUGAACAGCUGACCAAUGCUGCACUGCACUUUCCACUGCUGCCCAUAAGCACAUUAUUAAUUGGGAAAUCUAUUUUAUAGAGUUCAUGUGUUUUUGUUAUUUAUUUUGUAAAAAUGUAAAUGAACAAAUUUUGCUGCUCUUAACCCCUUUCCAACAGGGUUAUUAACAAAUGUGUAAGUUGUGAAUUCCAAAUUGUAGACCAAAGUAGCUGCAUUCAAAUAUGGCUCACUGCAUUUUUCCACUUCCGUUAUUGCGCCUGUUUAAAACUUUAUUUUGAAUUCCUUUUAAUUUACUAUUUAGUGACUGCCUUUGUUUGAAAAUAGGGUUAAAAGUAUAUCUUAUAUAACUUUUCUUCCUCCUCUAUAGAAUAUUCAUAACUGUUUCCAUAUAUACCCAGAACCAUAUUAAUGUAUAUGUUUGGGCAGAACUUGGGGGGAACCAUUUAGGUUAAUGCACCUAUAACCAAUGAUUCUUCCUAUCCUGCUCUCUGUUCCCUGGUAGAGGCAUACAUCAAUUAUUCUCAAAUUCCAAAUUGUCCCUUCAGAUGAGAGACUUCUGUGCCAUUUGCCACAGACUGCAAUAAUAGCUGAAUAAAUGAAUUCACCUGGUUUCUAAUGGCAUUGUAAAUGCAUUGUUCAGGCACACUGGGUGGAUCUUUAGCGAAGGGCCAGCAUAUACAGCAAAGCAGUGAUCUCGUGAAGAGAACCUUGUUUUGUGUGUCUGUGUUUCCAUGUGAACUGCUGCUUAGAACACAAUUGCUCUUCAAUGAAGCAAAUACUUUUUUGCAAUAUAUUCCAACGGUUUGUCAUAUUAGCUGAAGUAUGCUGUAGGAUACAUGGUUUAUUAUGAAUGGAGUAAAAUCAAGUUGAACGCUUGUUAACAGACUGAAUUAGUCACGGACCAAAAAUAGUCCAUCAGAAUACAGUCCUGUUGAAUAUUGUCAAAUGGCACAUGGCCAGCGUGGGAAUGAUCAUUUCCACCUGCUCCUAUAAGCAAUGGUAGACUGAAGGAAGGGGAUAGAGUGGAUCCUUACACUAUUGUUUUGUGGCAUGUAAGUAAAUAUCUUGGAGUGCAGCUUUUAGCCUUGUGGUCUUUAAAGGGGUAAUAUAGGCAUCAAAACAACUUUAGCAUAUUGAAUCAGUUUUAGUGUAUAGAUCAUGCCUUUGCAGUCUCACUGUUAAAUACUCUGACAUUUUGGAGUUAAAUCACGUUUACUUAUAUACAGCCUAACCAAACCUCCUCUAGUUAUGACUGACACAACCUGCUUUACAAAAAUGGUUUAAUGCUCAAUAAGAUGCUAACUAGCUUUUGAAGUGUGUAUCUUCUGCUCUGAAAAUCAAACUUUAAUCACACACAGAGGGCUGUGGCAGGGUAUAGAAGAUUAUCUAUUAACAGGGCAGGGUAUACGAUUCUAAAGUAAACAGAAUGUGUAAUAAAUGAAGUGUAAACAUUAGAUGACUCUUUACAGAAAGUGUUCAGGAAGGCUGUGCAAGUCGCAUGCAGGGAGGUGUGACUAUGGCUGUAUAAACAAAGGGAUUUAACUCCUAAAUGGCAGCUAAUCGAGCAGUGAGACUGCAGUGGAAUGCUCUAUACACCAAAACUGCUUAAUUGAGCUAAAUUUGUUUUGGUGCCUAUAGCGUCACUUUUAACUUUAUUUCAUUGCCUAAAACCUUAACCUAUUGUUUAACUGCUCCCUAACUGAAGUGUAGAUAGAAAGUGUGUGCCUGAAACUGUAAGGUAACAUGAAUUCAUUCUGUUUCUCCAAUUUCUUGAUGGAGCAUAACAGAAUAUAAAAACAUUCAACCUAUGCAAGCAAUGGCUGCCUAGCCUGUAGCACAUUUCCAACAGAAUAGAUUUUAUAUGUAACCUGUUUCUGUUACACUCUACUCUCUUCUCAAAAUAUUAGUCCAGAGUUUAGGCUGCUUGCUGAAAAUGAACUAUGGCUUGUCAAUACAUGUUGCACAAUUAGGUGGUAAACUUUAGAGUAUAGAUCAGUGGGUGUAGGUAUUAAAGUGUGAAUACUCAGGAAUAAAAGAA
Pelobates fuscus (common spadefoot toad) is the source of this 3496-nucleotide messenger RNA. RefSeq lists its product as uncharacterized. The transcript has 5 exons. Lineage: Eukaryota; Metazoa; Chordata; Amphibia; Anura; Pelobatidae. Gene Ontology annotation, molecular function: protein binding. The record is from RefSeq and is a predicted model, not a curated record. The coding region runs from base 127 to 1410 and encodes 427 amino acids.